This is a messenger RNA of Amorphotheca resinae ATCC 22711, 1258 nucleotides long. RefSeq lists its product as hypothetical. The record is from RefSeq and is a predicted model, not a curated record. The transcript is spliced from 2 exons. Gene Ontology annotation, cellular component: endoplasmic reticulum. NCBI's taxonomy places the organism in Eukaryota, Fungi, Ascomycota, Leotiomycetes, Helotiales, Amorphothecaceae. Bases 77 to 1258 code for a protein of 393 amino acids.
CGAGCUUCUCCAGGUAAACACUCAGCAGUUCGCGCUUGAGCUUCUCGAGCACGAAAUACAACAUCCAACGUCGACCAUGAGACUUUCAACGGGCUUGCUGCUACCGACAUUGAUCGGCGCAGUUUCUGCGGCAUCAGAUGCGAAAGUCUACCUCUUCCAGGGCGACGAAUGGCCAAACACCUCGAAACCCCCGACCCUCUCCCCAAAGGAAGCUCGACUGGUCUUCGCACAGCGUUUAGGCGUAUCUCGAUACCAUAGCUUAGAUGACGUUGGAGAGGACACACUCUCAUACAUCAAUCAGUUCGGCGGGCCCCAAGAACAAUUGUUCGGAGGUAAUGGCCAAGACAAGGCACCAGAGCUGGUGCUGCUCGUCGAAGGGGUGUCUGCUGAGCAUGCAGAACCCCUCUUGAGCGCAUGGUCAUCGAUCCAGCCGGCAUUUACCAUUUCCAACCCGCCUAGCUCCAGUGAGAACCUGGAGCUGGCCUUCAAUUUGGAUAGACAGCUUGGGCCAGACGUCCAAGCUUGCCCAUUUGAGCAGGAUAUCGACCCUGGCAACAGGAAAUGCUGGAAGGGGAGAUCAAAGAUCUUACAGAUUGAUUUAACUUCCAAGCGACCUGGGCUCAGCAAGAUGUUGCUCGCGCAGGAAAGAUUGGUUGAUUUCGCGAAACAUCAGAAGAUGAACGUUAUGGUGGUCCUCAUGCCGGAGUCAUCAUGGUCUACAAAGAGCACGAACGCAUACGGAUCAUACGAGAAGCCAUCCCAAAAGCAACUGGACCGGCGAGUGGAGGCCGAAGAGCCAAUAUCGGAAGUACAUACAGCAUCUUCUCCGGUCUCCCAUGGGAGUCAGGUAAUGCCAUCAGUCUCAUCGGAAGAGUCCGAACCUAUACGAGGUAUCCCUUCGCUAUGCUACAACACCCUCGAAUCUUGCAUGACAUCGACAAAUAAAUGCUCAGGACACGGCGAGUGCUACAAGAAGUCGAACGGAACGGAUGCAACAGCGGCAUGUUUUUCUUGUCAAUGCAAGCCCCAGUUCGAAUACUUUUUUGCCGGCAAAAACCGGGUAAAUAGUUCCCGGACAACGUAUUGGGGUGGCGCUGCAUGCCAGAAGAAGGAUGUCAGUGGACCUUUCUGGCUCUUCGCAACUUUCACUGUUGUGAUGAUCGGACUAGUGGGCUGGGCUAUCGGUCUGCUAUUCAACGUUGGGGAGGAGAAGCUUCCGGGCGUGAUUGGUGCUGGUGUUUCGAGCAAAGCGAGAUGA